Paramecium sonneborni is the source of this 886-nucleotide messenger RNA. Lineage: Eukaryota; Ciliophora; Oligohymenophorea; Peniculida; Parameciidae. The record is from the annotation of a GenBank genome assembly.
AUGAAUAAUAAGGAAGUAAUCAAUUUGUACAUAGAAGACAGAUAGGAUACUUUAGAAUGGAGUGGAGAUGAUGUAGAAAUAGAAAUACUUGAUGAAGUAGUGACAUUUAUUCUAAAUGACAUAAAACAAAAGUAUUAAACUGAUUUGUUGACUUUGAGAGAUUAAGAGAAUCAAUAUUAUGAGAUUGAUUAAAUAGUAGAAUUUAAAAGACCUCAUACAUACAUCACAAUACCAUAAAGACAUGAUGUAAAAACAUUAGCAAAGGUAUUAAAUAGAAUAAGCUAAGAAUGAAUUAAGGACAAAUAGAAACAUUUAUACCAUUAAAAAAGACAGUGUUCUAUUAGAUAAGUAUAAGGAAGCUAGUAAAGUAGAAAGUAUUGAAUAUUAAAUCACAGCUAUUAAAAAAGCUAAUCAAAAAUAUGUAGACACUUUAAUAGGCAUUUUUGAUGAUUUAGUAAUAUAACCUAAAAAACGCAACUCUAUAAAGAAUGAAAUAGCUAAACCUAUACAAUUUUAGAAUGAACCUGAAUCUCCAAAAUUUGGAUAAUCUCCUAAGGAAAGUGUCUCACCAAGUUGGAUCUUAAGGAAAUCACUUAGUGAUAGCAGCAAGAAAAACGAUUUAAAGUAAUUUACAAUCGACGAGGUAUGACUAUCCUACUGAAAGUAGGUGGCCAAACAUAACACUAUCAAUUCAGCAUGGAUUGUUAUCAAUUCCAAAGUUUAUGAUGUUACUAAAUAUUUAAAUAAACAUCCUGGAGGCCAAGAAGAACUUAUGAAAGGAGUUGGAACUGAUGCAACUCCUUUAUUUAUGUAAAAUCAUCCAUGGGUUAAUGCUCAUUAUCUAUUAGAACAAUUUUAAGUUGGAUUUCUAAUCAAUCAUAAAUGA